Molecule: messenger RNA, 2487 nt
Organism: Rhizoctonia solani
Lineage: Eukaryota; Fungi; Basidiomycota; Agaricomycetes; Cantharellales; Ceratobasidiaceae
Product: Hydrocephalus-inducing protein
Exons: 11
Coding region: 1-2487 (828 amino acids)
Source: RefSeq, a predicted model, not a curated record
AUGUCCUCCAACCAGAACACUGCAUCAUCCAGCGCCGCCUUUGUUACUUCGGCUUCGAGGGACGCCGCAAUGUUGAGGCGCGUUAGUCCGAUGAGGCACUCGGCGCUGUUUGAAGAGCUUGUGCAAGGCAUCGCAAGCACUAGGAAUGUAUUUGUCAUGUCGGGUGACGCGGCGAUGGCUGGAAGUGGACUUGCUAUGCUCCAUCAGACGGCUGAAGGGGGCUCUGGCAAUAGCUACUGGGACAUGAUCAGAAAUGCAACCCAGGACGUCAUGAAUCUGUCCGAAGAUCAUCUUGCCAGAUACAAUCGUGUCAUGGCCCUUCGAAGAAUCAAGGCGCGCUCAGCCAAUUGCAACAGGUACAUUGACUAUCUGGAGCGACUUGCUAGCGCCAACAGCCUUGCCGGAUGCGUGACCGCGAGCAUUGACGGCCUUGAAGGUAGAUGGUCUGCCAACGUGGCCGCAAAGGUUACCGGUCUUUAUGGAGACAACAGUCGUCUCCGCUGCUUGACAUCCUCGUGUCAAGGUCUGGGUGAGGCCGCAACCAAGGAACUCGACGACAUCUUCACAAACCCGCCUAAUCUCAAGCCAAGUGGGGAUGAUCCGCGAAUCUGCAAAGACUGCACAAGAAAAGACCUCAAGGAUAAUAAGCUGCGUCGAAGCGGAAACAACAAAACCCGAUCAUUGCGGCCAAGUGUUCAGUCCCGCGUGGCACUAUCAUUUAUUCCGGUGGAGAUUCCCGACUACAAUGACCCAACUGGGGACUAUGUCGAUGACUCCGCUUGGGAAGGCAGCAAGGUUAGCCGAUCGAAACAUGCACGCGGCAAAGGCAAGGAGAAGAUUGUCGAGAAGCCUGAGGUGAUAGUGAUCAGCGAUAGCAAGGAUUCCGAUGACAGCGGUCCUUCAACUCAGCCAGCGCUCAGGUCCAGACGAAGGAUGAAGAAGCACACUGAGCUCACGCAGACGGAGUCGACUCCCCAGUUCUACGACGGGGAAGCUUACCUGUUUUUGCUCGUGGGCCCACCGCCCCAGGAUCCGGAAGUUCUUCAUUUGGUCCACGCUUUCGCCGACUCUGUGCAUAGCAGAGCUGGCGCAGUUAUCUGCCUGAGCGAAGUGCCAUUGCCUGGUACCAAGUACGACUAUAUCGAUUUCCAGCUGGAAGGCGAUCUCAAUCUUACGUUUGGGGAAAUUUUGCGGGCGAUGGAACAGAUGGCCGCCAUGGAAGCCUAUGGCUCGGCCCCACCCAGACUAGCCGAUAGCGACUUGUGGUUUGAGCUACUUCGAAGGGAUGUAUCCGUCCGCCAGACGGAAAAGGAGACCUUGUGCACGGAAUGUUCAGCACUGUACUGCCACCGUCAAGUAGACAACGACAGCGAAGACAAUGAUCCGGAGGAGUCAGGCUCUGGCGAUGAUGAUUUUGCGUACCACGACGCGUGCCUUAUCUUCGACUUCUUUUCUCAGGAGGGAACCAGAAGCAUUGAAGAUGCGAAGGAAUCAUUCGUGUGCCCAGAUUGUUGGGACCAUCAUAAGGAUGGUUUGUACCCGCAUUUUGUGAAGCCUAUAUGCCGAGACUCGGUUGAGCUUCAAACCAGCAAAUGGCCUCGUCUGGCUAUGGUUGUCUACUAUCUGCAGGAGUUCUGGCCUCAGACGCAACACUUGAUAACCAUGACCAGCGGGCUUUGGAAACAGCUGGGAUGGGAGUUUCAAGGCUUUUCCGUGCGACUACAGCACUUGCAAGACAGGAGCGAUGUCACAGCUCAGUUGCAAUGGGAAGCAGGAUCUUUUCAAUUUAUGGUGGUGUUCAUUACACAUGGAUUGACAGGAGAUCAGGGGUACCAACUAGACGACUCCGAAGCUGUGCCUCCUCUUAAUCUGCUGCAAUUAACACUACCAGUGGCACGAACGGCAGUCAAUGGUGCCAGCCUGACCUCGGUGUUUUUCUUUGCCUGCGGUCAUCCUAUGAUGAGCCCGACCACGGUGUCAAUGCUUCAAGAUUGGGUGAACGAGGACGAAGAACAACGAACCCUGAUUGCAUGCCUUAACAAAAAAUUGUUGCCGGUCUACAUGUUCAAUUGGUUGAACAAGGCCACAAAGGCUUUAGCUGAAGAGCCCGAUGCGGCCCAAAAGACGCUACGUCUGAGUUGGCUCAGGGACAGCAUUGCACCGAGUCACUCAGAUCUUCUGUUCAUGAGCAAUGGGCAUGCUGCAGAGAUGUGGCUAUACGCGCCUUUCCAAAGCCGGCCUUUGGGGAGACCGUUACCAAGCCUGUUGAGUGUAUGCCCGUGCUCAUCGGAAGGCGAGAACCAGCGCCGGAAAAAGAUCUGGAAAGUGGAUCACAACGGCAAAUCAGGUAAACAGCUCUGCGACGUUGAGGUUAAAGCCAUAUGCCGAGCAUGUAGACAGAAGUGGCCUCUGCCUCAGGAAGACAUGAAGGGUAUCUUGGUGAAAGUAAACGGGGUCUAUGCCGCAAUUGUUCCAUACUUUUUGUAA